Physella acuta is the source of this 1996-nucleotide messenger RNA. RefSeq names its product lysosomal protective protein. The record is from RefSeq and is a predicted model, not a curated record. Gene Ontology annotation, molecular function: serine-type carboxypeptidase activity. Gene Ontology annotation, biological process: proteolysis. Lineage: Eukaryota; Metazoa; Mollusca; Gastropoda; Physidae.
CACGUGAUCACUAGGACAACGUUUGUAUUGAAAAUAAAUAAAUACAGAUUGAGAUUAUUUAUCUAGGCUAAAUCAGAGUAAAUCAAGGUAGUCUAGGACUUUGACUUAGAGCUUCUAGUCUAAGCUAUCAGAAUUUAUAUUUAUUUUAAUAUAUAGAUAUAGUAAUUAUAAAACUAGCGGUCUUUUUCAAGAUUAUAAAAUUCAGAUACGAUCCCCAUUAACAAACCUACGGAAUGGCUGUAACUCUUGCCCUGUGUUUGGCAGCUUUAUCUGCUGUAACUGUCGUACUGUCUGCACCAUCAGAAGAUUUAAUCACUGAUUUGCCAGGUUUAACAUGGAAGCCAAACUUUGAACAAUAUUCUGGAUAUUUAAAUGGUGUUGGUACAAAGAGGCUUCAUUACUGGUUUGUACAAUCCUCCAGCAACCCAAAAACUGACCCUGUUGUUCUGUGGAUGAAUGGUGGACCAGGUUGCAGCUCAUUGCAUGGCUUUCUUACAGAACAUGGCCCAUUUAGGGCUCAACCUGAUGGAGAAUCUUUACUUCCAAAUCCUUUUGCUUGGAACCAGGUGGCCAACAUGAUCUACCUUGAAGCACCAGCUGGUGUUGGCUUCUCUUAUUCCCAAGACAGAAAUUACUCAACAGACGAUGAUGAUGUUGCCAGAAACAAUCACCUGGCCCUGCAGGAUUUCUUUAAAAAGUUUCCAGAAUAUUCCAGUAAUGACUUUUAUAUCUCAGGGGAGAGCUAUGGAGGGAUUUAUGUUCCAACUCUAGCUUCAUUGGUUCUAGAUGAUCAUUCAAUCAAACUUAAGGGUUUUGUUGUUGGGAAUGGCUUGUCUGAUGACAACAUGAAUGACAACUCCAUUGUAUACUUCGCUUAUUUUCAUGGUCUGAUUGGAGAUGAAGACUGGAACAAUAUUUAUACUUCAUGCUGUUCUGGCAAUACUUCAAAGGGUUACUGUGACUUUGUAGCUGGAAGUGCAAAGUCUUCUAAAUGUGCCUCUGAGCUGAGUCAGGUUCAAAUUUUAGUUUGGAGUUCUGGGCUGAAUGUGUACAACCUUUAUGCUGAUUGUGCUGGGGGCGUCAGAGAUCUUAUGCUCCACUACGAUGAGGACAGAAAUAAAUUUGUCACUAGUAACUUUGGAUGGCUGUUCAUGUUUUUGAAAAACAAAAAUUACGAGAAACUUAGUGAGAUUCCUCUAAGUAAAUUGGAAUCAACACCUCCUUGUGUCAAUGACUCCUAUGUAGUCAAGUAUUUGAACUCUGCACCAGUAAAGAGUGCGCUGCACAUUUCUAAUGAUGCUGGAGACUGGGAUGUAUGCAGUUCUAUUGUAGGAGCAGGAUAUCAAAGAAAUUAUAACACAAUGGGCCCCCAGUAUCAAAAAGCUAUCAGUAGGAAGAUGCGCAUCUUAGUGUACAAUGGGGAUGUUGAUAUGGCAUGCAACUUCCUUGGUGAUGAAUGGUUUGUGGAUUCCCUCCAUGUCUCAAAUCCACAAGAGAGGAGAAAGUGGUAUUACAAAGCACAGGAUGGAACAAAACAAGUUGGGGGUUUUGUUAAAGUAUUUGACAGAGUUGCAUUCCUUACUGUUAGGGGAGCAGGACAUAUGGUACCAACAGAUCGUCCAAGACAGGCUUUAGAAAUGUUUGUAAACUACAUCCAAAACACACCAUUUUAACGAUAAAUGGUAUUAAUGUCAUCAGGCUCUAGUUGUUGAUAAAAAUGCAAAUGUCUCAUUGGUGAUAAUACCGUCCUGCCUGCCUUACACAUCAUUCAAGACAUGUUUUCUGUAGCCUUCCAUGUUAUAAUACCUGAUCUUGUAUCUCUUAUAUCUAGAGAUCCUUAAGGGUACAAUGUAAACACAAAUAUAGUUUUGACCUGUACUACAUAAUUAAAUAAGUAUUUAAUACUCAGUUUUUUAUUUACUAUAUAGUUAAUCUGCUUUAAGUGAUGUAAAAAGUAUAGUUUAGUUUAAAUUAUGAAAUAAAUGACAGAUCUGUG